AUGAUUUAAGUUUUUACAUCUUUGAUAUAAAAAUUUUUUAAAAAGAAAUAAACAAACAUUUUUGAAAUUUCCAAAAGAAAGCCAACAGUGAAGGAAAAUGAAAAUACUCUGGUAACUGACCAUUCCAUUGUUAUUGAAGCAAAAGAAGUAAAGCAGCAAUUUAAGUGUAGAAUCUGCCUUGAUUAGGGUGAAACACCAGAUAGCGCUGUAUGCAUGCCAUGCAAGUGUUCAGGGAGCAUGAAAUAUGUACACGUUGAAUGCCUGCAAGCAUGGAUAAUUUAAAAGAAGUCUCUGAAAUGUGAGAUUUGUAAUUAUGAAUAUUCUAUAAAAUGGUUUAAGUGGGCAGAUUAGCAUAACAUUUUAGAUAAUCCUACCUUGAAAAAACUAUAACAAAGUAGUAACUAAUAAAGGCAAAGAAGGUAGCAAGCACAAAAUGAAUAAAAUAGAAUUAGACAUUAUUAAAAUCUUUUAAGAAGCUUUGGAAAGAGAAAAAGCUUAACAGUAAUUUAAAAGCUUUAAAUUAUAUUUCUUAUUUCAGGUAUUAUAGUGUGUUUUGUAUUCGCUUAUUCUAAUAACUAAUCAGAAAAUUGGUAAUAAUCCAAGAAUUCUAAAUAGCACCAAAGAGUUUAUUUCACUUCUAUUAUUUCUUAUUGCCUAACUAUCAUAGUUGCUUAUUUUUGGAUCUCUUAAUCCAAAGGAUUCGAGUAUACUUUUUAAACAAAUUUGAACUAUUUUAAGACCCAUUUACCUUCAUUGUAAUAAAAUAAUGUUAUAAACCUUUAACAGCAGUAAUAUAUGCAAGAUUAACAACUAGAUUAAAACAAUUCUAAUUCUUAAAUAGAAAUAGACGUUUAGCAGUAAAAUUAAGAACAUUAAGUUAAUGGUGAAAGAGGUCAAAUAUAUUUAAAUUUUCAAUAAAAUUAAAAUUAGUCUUAAUAAUAUGAGCAAUAGGAUUAACAAAUAUAAAAUAACAACAUAUAAUACAUUCAAUAAAAUAAUAACUAAGUAGAAGAACUUUAAUAAUAAUAACAAUAAAAUGACUUAUCGUUAUAAAGCAAGGCAAAUUAAGAGAUGCAUAUAGAUAUAGAAAACUAAAAUGACUAAGUUUAGGAUUCAUUUUAGAAUGCCAAGUAGUACCCCUUUUGCUAGGAUAUCAAAAAAAAUUAUAAAAUUAUUAUAUUUAAUAAAAAGAGGAAUGCAUCUAGUAUAAAAUACAAUAUAUAAGAUCAAAUGGCAAAAUAAUUUAAUUCAAAAAAUGUAAUUUAAACUGAUUCUAAUGGAGUAAUCCCUUUAGGAGACAAUAUCCAUUAAAGUAAAACUUAGGAAUUUUAGCUGAGUUAGACAGAUUAGUAACCAAGCUAAAUUCAUUAAAAUUAAGAAAUAUUAGGUUUUGGUAGCUUUAAAAUAGAUUAAAAUAGAAAAAUUAUUGAAUUCGGAGAGAGUGAAAGCAGCGAAGAAACAAUUUAAGAAAAAUUUUAAAUUAAACGAGAAAAUAAGUAAUACUUUGAUAAUGAAUAAGAAGUCUAAUUAAAUAACUUAGAAAGAAAACAUGAAGAAAAUAUACCUUCAACAUAUCGAGAAAAGCAGCAAAGUAAUACAUGCAUUGAUAUCAAACAGUAAAAAUUGAUACUGAAGCACAAGCAAAAAAAAUAGCAAUCCAAAUAGGAUCUUAGUAAAAUCGAAAAUAAUACCUAAUAUAUUGAAUAGAAUCAAGAGCAAAUUCAUUCAAUUCAAGAAAAUAAUAAUGAUGAGAAUCAAUAAAAUAUUUAGCAAAUAUAGUAACAUGAUAAUACCUUAGUCCCUGAUAAAACUAGCAGCAUUAAUUAAUAAAUAAAACAGAUCUAAUGUGUUAAGGAUAAUGAAGACCAUAGCUCUGGCCAAUAAAUAUUCCAAGAAUAAUCUAACACAGAUCAUCAUAUAUAAUAGCAAUAAUAAUAAAUGCAUGAAAACUAGGUGGAAUUAAUAAAUUUUGAAUGCAAUGAAAGCAUAGAAAUCUAAAAUGAUAACAUAAAAAGCACUAGUGAUUAACAUCAGGGAUUAGGACUAAACAUGGAGGAUAUAUAAGUUAUAUUAUCGAACGAAGAGAAUGUGCCUUCAUAAAAAACAUUUGAUUAAUAAUCUGCCAGAAAGCAAAGCCAUAAUAAUGAUAUUAAAAGCGAUUGGCAAAAAUAUUUAAAAAAUGAAUGA
Molecule: messenger RNA, 2187 nt
Organism: Tetrahymena thermophila SB210
Lineage: Eukaryota; Ciliophora; Oligohymenophorea; Hymenostomatida; Tetrahymenidae
Product: RING-variant domain protein
Exons: 5
Biological process (GO): protein ubiquitination
Cellular component (GO): membrane
Molecular function (GO): zinc ion binding; ubiquitin-protein transferase activity
Source: RefSeq, a predicted model, not a curated record